UUUUUUUUAAAAAAAAAAAAUUUAUGUUUUGAUUUGAAAAAUCCAAACCCUAACUCUCCACUCCUCCCACCAAAAAGAAGAAGAAGAAGAAAGAGGGAGAAAUCACAUCAGCUAGAUCUCGAAAUCUCCUUUGCUCAUAUUGGCUAUUCCAUUCUGAUGAGUUGAAGCUGCCCUGAUGUCAACAUUGUCAUGAAUCAUUGUGAUUCACAGUUGUGUGAGCCUGUGUAUAUGCAAUGCAUAUGAUCUUACAUCUGAUAGGGAAGCAGAAUUGCAUCAUUUCAUAAAAUGUCCCUCUUCAGUCGAUUCUUUUAUAGAAGACCCCCUGAUGGCUUGCUAGAAUUUGUUGACAGAGUUUAUGUUUUUGAUUCGUGCUUCUCAACAGAGGUUUUGCCGGAUGGUAUGUAUCAUAUUUACUUGCAUGAAAUUGUGACUGAGCUACAUGAAGAAUUUGCGGAUUCCAACUUUCUUGCAUUCAACUUUAGAGAAGGAGAGAAGAAAAGCCAGUUUGCAGAAAUUCUCUGUGAAUAUGAUGUCACCAUCUUGGAUUAUCCACGACAGUAUGAAGGUUGUCCCAUUCUUCCCUUGUCCCUAAUUCAGCAUUUCCUUCGUGUCAGCGAGAGUUGGUUGUCUCUGAGGAAUAAUCAGAACAUUAUUCUGCUCCACUGUGAGAGAGGAGGGUGGCCCCUUUUAGCAUUUCUUUUAGCUAGCUUUUUGAUUUUCAGAAAAUUACACAGUGGUGAGCAAAGGACUCUUGAUAUUGUCCAUCGGGAGGCUCCCAAAGGGUUUUUAAAGCUUUUAUCGCCUUUGAAUCCAUUCCCAUCACAACUUCGAUACCUGCAGUAUAUUUCUAGGAGAAAUAUAUCUCCAGAAUGGCCGCCCACAGAGCGAGCUCUUUCUUUGGACUGCCUCAUUCUCCGAGCCAUUCCAAGCUUUGAUUCUCAUAAUGGGUGCAGACCGAUAAUCCGUGUUUUUGGCCGAAAUCUUCAUAGCAAGGAUGGCCUUUCAACCCAGAUGCUCUUCUCCAUGCCAAAGAAGAAAAAAUCUCUACGGCAUUACCGACAGGCUGACUGUGAUGUGAUAAAAAUCGAUAUCCAAUGCUUGGUUCAAGGAGAUGUCGUCUUGGAGUGCCUCCAUCUAGACAUGGAUUCCGAAAGGGAAGUUAUGAUGUUCCGUAUAAUGUUUAAUACUGCUUUUAUUCGGUCCAACAUACUGAUGUUGAACUGUGAGGACCUGGACAUUCUUUGGGAUUCGAAGAAGCGAUAUUCAAAAGGUUUCCGAGCAGAGGUUCUAUUUGGUGAAGUAGAGAGUAUCUCAACUCCUAGAGCUCCAACUGUAACAUUAAAUGGUGAGGAGAAAGGUGGAUUGCCAAUUGAAGCUUUUUCCAAGGUUCAAGAGCUAUUUAGUGGUGUGGAAUGGGUUGAUAGUGGUGGUGAUGCUGCGUUGUGGUUACUCAGACAAAUUUCUGCAAAUGCUUUACAAGAAAAAAUUGAAAAACUUUUUCUAAGUGAUGUGAAAGAAUUGUCAAGGUUGCAUAGUAAAGGGAGCAUGGAAGGAUCUACUACAGAUUCUGAAGAGGAAAAAGAUGAGACUGAAAUUGUUGACCCUAUAGCUUCUUGGGAACCUGAAAAGGUUCUUCAUGUUCAAGAUCCUGACACACUAGAUGUUGCAAGCCUUCCACGUGACAUUCAUCCCCUUCCUCUUACGAUAGUACCACAAAAUUCUACCCUUGAUGGUUCUUGUCUUUCAAAUCCAGCCACAACUUCAAAACCUUCACAUUCUCCAGAUGUUGCUCCCCGGUAUGUAAAUAUUCCUCUACCACCUCCACCUCCUCCAUUUUGUCCGUCUUUUGGAAUGUGCUUAUCAUCUCCAUCCUCACCAAUGGUUAUGGACUCCAAUGUUUCUCCUUCACCUCCCUCACCACCCCUUUCUUCAAGCAAAAUGACCGCUCCCCUCUUGAACCCAAUGCCACCAUCACCAGCACCUCCAACACCAUUGAUCCCAUGCAAUAAAGGUGCUCCACCUCCACCUCCACCUCUACCAGUGCCAUCCAAUAGAGGUCCUCUACUCCCACCUUCAUCAGUUCCAAUACCAUCAAGUAGAGGAGCUCCACCUCCACCUCCAGCUCCACCACCACCACCACCAAUGCUGUCUAGUAGAGGUGCUCCACCGCCACCGCCACCUCCGCCUCUGCCACCACCACCUCAACACUCCACAAUCUCAAGUAGAGGAACUCCACCUCCACCACCCCCCCCACCACCUCCUCCCUUUAUUACAUCAAGCGCAUGCUUUCCAUCAUCUUCCUAUAUUUCUAGCAGAGGUCCACCACCGCCACCGCCACCGCCACCUCCACCUCCCCCCACCAUUUCUAAAAGAGGCCCUCCAACACCACCUCCCCCCUCCAUUUCUAAAAGAGACCCUCCAACACCACCUACCCCCCCUCCCCCUCCCCCUCCCCCUACUAUUGUUGGCAAAGGCACUCUAGCACCGCCUCCACCUCCACCUCCGCCUUUGCCUCCCCCUUCAAUUACCGGCAAAGGCCUUCCAGCACCGCCUCCGGCCCCGCCUCCCCCUUCAAUUGUUGGCAAAGGCCCGAUAGCACCGCCUCCACCUCCACCUUCAAUUGCUGGCAAAGGACCUCCAACACCGCCUCCACCUCCCCCCUUUAUUGGUAGUAAAGGCCCUCUAGCACCGCCUUCAUUUCCGCCUGGUAUUGUUGGUCAAGGCCCUCCGGCACCACCUCCGCUUCCCCCCACUAUUGCCGGUAGAGGCCCUCCACCACCGCCUCCACCUCCUAUUGUUGGUAGAGGCCCACCGCCGCCGCCGCCGCCGCCCCCGGCUACCUCUAAUCAAGGACCUCGACCACCACCUCCACCUCCACCUCCUAUAGGUUCUAGUCUUGGAGCCCCCCCAAUCCCACCUCCGCUUCCAUCGGCGCCUACUCGGACAGGUCCAACUCCACCACCACCACCUCAGGCACCAAAACCUCCUGGUGUUGUGCCCCCUCCACCACCACCCUUGCAUGAUAGCCAAUCGGGUCCACCCCCACCUCCACCCCCUGGGGCAAAGGUCUCUGGUGCCCCAACACCACCACCGCCAUCUAUUGGAAGGGGAAGGGCCCUAUCGGGGUCAACUGGAAGAGGUCGAGGAGCAUUAGGCGCUAUUGGCGCACCUAAGAAAGCUUCAUUGAAGCCAUUACACUGGGUGAAAGUUACUCGAGCUAUGCAAGGAAGUCUAUGGGCCGAUUCAAGUAAACAAGAAAGCCAGGCAAGGGCCCCUGAGAUUGAUUUGUCAGAACUUGAAAGUUUGUUCUCAGCUGCUGUUGCUUCUAGUGGGAGCGGUGCAAAUAAAGGUGGAAUUCGAAAGGCUUCUAACACCAACAAACCAGAGAUAGUGCACAUGGUGGACAUGAACAGAGCAAAAAAUUGUGAAAUCAUGCUUACAAAGAUAAAAAUUCCUUUAUCAGAAAUGAUUAGUGCAAUUUUGGCCUUGGAUUCCUCAGUUUUGGACAUGGAUCUAGUUGAGAAUCUCAUCAAAUUUUGUCCCACAAAAGAAGAAGUGAAUAUGCUGAAGAAUUACACAGGCAACAAGGAAAUUCUUGGCAAGUCUGAACAGUUUUUUCUGGAGCUGAUGAAGGUCCCUCGAGUCGAAUCCAAGUUACGGGUGUUCUUAUUCAGAAUUGCCUUUUCUACCCAGGUGAAGGACUUGCGGUCCAACUUAAUUACAAUUAAUGAUGCAUCUAGAGAGGUGAAAGAAUCUGUAAAAUUGCGGGGGAUAAUGCAGACGAUCCUUACUUUAGGAAAUGCAUUGAAUCAGGGCACAGCACGAGGAUCUGCUAUAGGAUUUAAACUGGAUAGCCUUCUUAAGUUGUCAGAUACUCGUGCAAUAAACAGUAGAAUGACUUUAAUGCAUUAUUUGUGCAAGCUUGUUGGUGAGAAAAUGCCAGAGUUGCUAGAUUUUGAUAAAGAUCUGGUUCAUUUGGAAGCUGCCUCUAAGAUCCAACUCAAGUUAUUGGCUGAAGAAAUGCAAGCAGUAAAUAAGGGGCUUGAAAAGGUUGAGCAAGAACUCACUGCCUCAGAAAGUGAUGGUGCUAUAUCAAUAGGCUUCCGGAAGGCUUUAAAAAGUUUCCUUGAUACUGCUGAGGCUGAGGUUAGGUCUCUCACAUCCCUGUACUGUGAAGUGGGAAGAAAUGCAGAUUCGCUGUCUCAGUAUUUCGGUGAAGAUCCAGCUUGUUGUCCCUUUGAGCAAGUGACUUCAAUUUUGGUAGUCUUUCUCAACAUGUUCAAGAAAUCGCACGAGGAGAAUGCUAAGCAGGCUGAGGCUGAGAAGAGGAAAUUGGAAAAGGAAGCCAUGAAAGAAAAGGCAGGACAACUUUCAGCCAAAAAGGAAAAGGAUUAGCUACAGUGUUGAUAGUUUAAAAACUUUAGUUCUUGCAAUCAAACACAUUCCCAGAUCAGAGAAGCCCACACCCUCGGCAAAGGUGUCAGCUGUAUGAAGUUUAUUCUUGUAAAUUUGCGGCAAGGGACUAAACUGGCAUCUUGGAUGUUGGUUACCACUUUCCUGACGCCACAACAUUCAUUUUCGUCCAAGUGCAUAUAAAAUAUGGUGACCUUACAGAUCUUCUGGAAUCCAUAGCAAACUCAAAAGAAUUCAACGGAUCAGAUUGCAUACACAGCCCGUGACAACUUUGUGCAGUCUGGUUGUCUGACCCACGCCUGGAUGGCAUUUGAUUAUAGCAAAAGCUUAUUUUAAUGAGGUGAUGAAAAAGCAAGAAAAUCAUUUCGGCAUACUACGUGUACAUAUGAGUCGUAAAUGAGGUGUAGCCUUGCCUUCUCUUAAACUUGUCUCAUAUUCACGUUGUAAGUUUCUUCUGCUUAAUUACAUAGGCAUCAUCUUAUUCUGGCCGUUGUUGGUCUCAUGUCACUUCAGCUCUUCCUUAUCAAAGGAGCAGCAGAUGAUUUGAUGCCUGCACAUGCACUUGCACACGGGAAAUUGGUAUUCCUACAGAUGGGUCCCCACCCCAACGUCAAAAUCCAUGCUCUAAACGUUCAAUUUAUAUUUAUUUGUCAAGUGUCAGAAAGAGAGCACUGCAUUGCAGCCCUUCAAUCAGAGCUGCAUGUCUUUCUCUACAAUCAUAUUAACAUCAAGACCAUGGAAUUUAUACAGCAGAUUAUGCUUUUCCUUUCUUUGUGCUACCAGUAAUGUAAACAUGAGAUUUGCUAGCCCCACAUGUUCCUUUAAAUGUUUCAUAUGCGCCUACCCGGAAUUUUGACAUUACCCCGAAGUUCAAUCUUGGACGGUUUGGAUGGAUGUGCCUU
Magnolia sinica is the source of this 5315-nucleotide messenger RNA. RefSeq names its product formin-like protein 14. The transcript is spliced from 20 exons. NCBI's taxonomy places the organism in Eukaryota, Viridiplantae, Streptophyta, Magnoliopsida, Magnoliales, Magnoliaceae. The record is from RefSeq and is a predicted model, not a curated record. The coding region runs from base 286 to 4395 and encodes 1369 amino acids.